Messenger RNA from Tarenaya hassleriana, 1098 nucleotides. RefSeq names its product protein C2-DOMAIN ABA-RELATED 9. The record is from RefSeq and is a predicted model, not a curated record. The coding region runs from base 199 to 756 and encodes 185 amino acids. The transcript is spliced from 4 exons. NCBI's taxonomy places the organism in Eukaryota, Viridiplantae, Streptophyta, Magnoliopsida, Brassicales, Cleomaceae.
UGUUAACAGAAGUUUAAAAAGGGAGACGAACCCUAUUUAGAGGAAGGGGAGUGGCGAUGAAAUCGGGCGUUCGUUCUGUAAAACAGGGUAAAUUCGGGCAGAGGGGGUCCUGUGAUUGUUGUCAGAUUUUCUUCUGGGGCAUCGUUUAAUUAAAAGAAAAAGAAGAGAUUUGUUGGUAGCGUUGGGGAUUAACAAGAGAUGGAGGAUAAGCCGCUAGGGAUUAUGAGGGUACACCUCAAAAGAGGGAUUAAUCUGGCGAUACGCGAUGCCACCACCAGCGACCCUUACGUUGUUCUCACAUUGCGCCAACAGAAACUGAAGACGCGUGUGGUCAACAAUGACUGUAAUCCGGUGUGGAAUGAACAUUUGACGCUUUCUGUCAAGGAUAUGAACGAUCCUAUCCAUCUGACAGUGUAUGAUAAAGACAGAUUCUCGGGGGAUGACAAAAUGGGGGAUGCAGACAUAGACAUCCAGCCGUACCUUGAGGCCAUGCAGAUGGGAAUUGAUUUCCAGAAGCUCCCCAACGGAUGUGCGAUCAAGAGGGUUCGCCCGAGCAGGGCUAACUGCUUGGCUGAAGAGAGCAGCAUCUUGUGGAACAAUGGUAAGAUAACACAGGACAUGAUUCUACGACUCAAGAAUGUGGAGUGUGGCGAGGUAGAGAUCAUGCUCGAGUGGAUUGACGGCCCUGGAUGCAAGGGUCUUGCUCGCGAAGGUUCCAAGAAGACCCCAUGGAUGCCGACGAAACGGCUGGACUAGAAGGACGCUUCCAGGGGCCGUGACGAUAAUCACAUGCCCUGUCCUUUCUACUCUAUGGCUGACUGGAGUGUGGUUCUUUACGCUAUUCCCUUUGCUGCUUCAUCAUCCGACGUCAUACGAGGAGAAGUUGUCUUUAAGAUUGACUAAUAGGCGGCCCUUGCUUUGGCCUCAGAUGUAACUCUGGAAUAUAGCCAAACCCUGUAAUCUACAUGUACCUCAUCUCUGUAACCCUUAAUACAAUAUAACGGACCAAAAAAGAGGCUUGGAAUGCGAAUUAUGUCAUGUGAUCAUGCUAAUGGCCCCAAAAAGGAUCCUUUUUCAGUAAAACCGGAAGUUGCAAUC